This is a messenger RNA of Nicotiana tabacum (common tobacco), 510 nucleotides long. Lineage: Eukaryota; Viridiplantae; Streptophyta; Magnoliopsida; Solanales; Solanaceae. The record is from RefSeq and is a predicted model, not a curated record.
AUGACAAACCCACAAGAUAACCUUGGAACUCCACCACCACCGACUCCCUCUAAUUCAUCUACCCCUCCUCCACCUAGCACAUCUCCCAAACCCAGGCUGAGAAGGGUAAAAAUGCUGGCUCGAAAAACAGUAGCUUUUGGGGCUCUUUCAAAGAAAUUGAAUGAGACAUUAAAGGCAAACCAGAAAAUAGGUUUGUUUUGGUUGGGCCUAUUAGGGAUGUGGAAUUACCUGAGGUUAGAAGGACUGAAGGCAAAAAAAAAUUCAGAAAAAGAAAAAAAAAAGGGUGACUGUGGUGACGAGAGGGUAAAAGGGAAAAGAGUGGUUGAUCAUUCACCCACUGGUGAUUUGUCUGUACCUGCUAUUUGUGGGGUUGAACAAGAAAAUGUUGAAGAGAGUGGCAAGAAGUCAGGGGGAAGUGGUUCUGGUGAAGCUUCUGAAGGGUUUGUUAAUCUAAGAGCACAAGGAGAUAAACUUGGUUCAUCAACUAAAGAGACCUUAGCAGACCUGUAG